AGACAGGAUGGAGACCAUGUUGGUUUUCUCUUUCUUGCUUCUGGCCUGCUCUAUCUCAGCAGCUCAGACAGCUGACGAUGGAGUCAUUCUUAAAAAAAAGAUUGCGCUCCUACAACCAUUUGCAAGUGACAUGGAAGCUGUGCUGACAGGGAUAGUCACCUCUUUGGCUGUACAAAAAGAGCAGAUCACACUUCUUCAAAAGGAGAAUCAAGAACAAGAAGCAAAACUAAAAAAAGUGGAGACACAGAAGACUGAGAUUGAGCAGCUGAAGCAGAGGCUACAAGCCCAACAGGUGGCUUUCUCAGCCUCUCUGGUGGAGCAAGGUGGUGGACCUUAUACUGGACCAUUUAACACAGAGACUACUCUGAUCUUCAAACGCGUUGUCACAAACAUUGGAAAUGCCUACAACUCAUCCACAGGUAUUUUCACUGCACCAGUGAGAGGAGUCUACAACUUUGGGUUGACCCUGCAUGGACACGGAGACAGUGCAUAUCCUACAUCUGCUAGGUUGUUCAUGAAUAAAGACCUCAUUUUUACGGCAUGGGAACAUCAGGCAACACAUUCCCCAAGUGCCUCUAAUGGUGGCUCACUGCUUCUAGAUGCUGAAGAUCAGGUGUAUGUGCUCCUCUGGCCUGGUGCAAGGAUAUUUGAUGAUUACAAUCAUCAUACCACCUUCAGAGGUCAUCUGCUUUUCUCCAUGUGAAAGGUGUACCAGCUGCAAACGUCCUGUUUGGGUUGUCUUGUAGCUUUUUCUUUAUUUUUUCAGAAGUAAAACAGGAAGUAAAUCACCUGCUGGGAUCAGUGAAACUUUUCUUAUUUUUCAUCUGUCUGUAAAUCCAAAAUCCAGAUACACUAAACAAUAAUGUUAUUUGGAUCUCUCUCUUUCUCUCUUCUGAUUUCAAAAUUCAGUG
Messenger RNA from Oreochromis niloticus (Nile tilapia), 911 nucleotides. RefSeq names its product complement C1q tumor necrosis factor-related protein 3. Lineage: Eukaryota; Metazoa; Chordata; Actinopteri; Cichliformes; Cichlidae. Gene Ontology annotation, molecular function: protein binding. The coding region runs from base 8 to 703 and encodes 231 amino acids. The transcript is spliced from 4 exons. The record is from RefSeq and is a predicted model, not a curated record.